AUGCGUAGUUGUAAUAGGCGUGGACCCACCUUUGGCAGGGGAUGUGGUCAUGAUAUCUUCAUAUCUGACGACUCUGGAAACAACCAAAAAUCCUACACAAGAUGCGGUUGCACGUACACGGCACCCUCAGGGUACUCAACUGGUGACUGUGGUUUUUUUACAGGGGGGUCUCAUUUCUCUCCAACGGACGUCGAAGUAUUCUAUGAAGCUGGUAAUCAAGAAAAACACCCCUUUCCAAGGAUAAAUAGUCAGUAUGGCCUGUGGCAAAAUCAAAUUGUGUAGUGUAGAAAUAUUCUCGGAAAGUUGUGUUGCUGGCGUACGGAUAGCUUACUAUUUUGUCAUUUUUUGUCAAGGAAUGUGUAAACUUAUAAAGUCUAUCUUGCAACAUUCAUUUAAGUUCGUCAUAUAUCACAUUGAGUGACGAGCCCGAGAGGACUUGCCUGGAUUGCCGCAGGGGUUUGUGGGAACUACAUGAAAACGAAGUUGGCGGGGCCACUUGAAAGAACGCCUGAGCUAGCAAAAAAAAUUCAGCCAUGCUUUGAUGCUACUCUGGCUUAAAGAUUUAAUGAAUGUAACCGAGAUGUUACAUUGCAUAAACUCAACGUUUGGACACUCCGGUGUAAUGCUUUCAUCACAACCCCUGAUGAGGAUUUGAUUGUCCACCUGGUUGCUUUGUGAACUUUAAAUUCAAAGGCGACACCACCAAUCAAAACUUUUGUUUAAUUUAUUUGGCCAACUGUAAUUUUUCCUUUUCUUUUCCCUCCUCAGGCCUCGGUUUGUCCGCCAUACUUCGAAGUCUUGAUUACAACCAGUACUUGAAGGUGCUGUUUUCAUAUUUGGACCCAGUCCUUAUCAAUAAAGAACGUAGUAGGUUUGUGAGGUGUUGGCACGGAAAGACGGACGGUUGGGCAGCAUCGACAUUCCACAGUAACUGCGAUGGGAGGGGACCCACAGUGACCAUCAUUAAAGUUAACAAUUAUAUCUUUGGUGGAUACACUGACGUGUCCUGGACCAGCAGUAAGUAAAAGACAAGCAAACAUCUCUCACAUGUAGAACAGAUAGCCAAUCGAUUAGUGGUAGACUUUCCUUGUAGCAGUGAGUUGAUCCUAGAAACAGAAAAUAUCACUUUAACAACUGCGAUCCCAAAGUAAACAGACUCGUAAAUAGCCUGGAAACGUGUAUCAAACGGGUUUUAACUUAAAGUCUUGUUUUGAAUUGGAUUCUUGAUUUGAUUUUGAUUUGAUUUCAUUCUGACAACUCUGUUUCGUGUCAUUUCCCCUUGUUUCGUUGUAUCCAUUAUUCAUAUUGGAGAGCUUAAACAAAGGAUGUUUAGUUAACUCUCUCUUUAGAUCGUAUGCUGCCUUUGAAUAAAACUUCGGACCAUAUUUCAAAUGCUUUUUUUGAAAAGUGAAAAUAUGCUCAUGAGUUCUUUGAAAUUUUAUCGAACAAAUUGUUCGGCUCUAUUUCGGCAAUUAAAAAAAAUCAUUUUUUAUGGUUAUCAUCAUGAACUUUUUUCUCAUUCGUAUAGUUUCUAAUGCUCCUAAACCUUUUCAUUUUAGGUCCCUGUGCUUAUUCUUCAGCCAGCAAAGCUUUUGUUUUCUCUCUUUACAACGUGAAAGGAUACAAUCCUGUGAAGCUGACACAAUACCAAAACAAGAAAAACGCGAUGUACAGAUGUUCCUCUCACGGACCCACUUUUGGCUCGAGACAUGAUAUCUACAUAUCAAAUGCCGCAAAAAACAAUCAAUCAUCUUAUACCAGAUGCGGUGGCACGUACUCCAACCCCACGGGCCAUUCAGCUGGAGAUUGUAAAUUUUUCACAGGAGCAUCAAAUUUCACUCUAUCUGACAUUGAAGUUUUCUUCGAAAUAAUAAACUAA
This is a messenger RNA of Pocillopora meandrina, 1879 nucleotides long. The record is from the annotation of a GenBank genome assembly. NCBI's taxonomy places the organism in Eukaryota, Metazoa, Cnidaria, Anthozoa, Scleractinia, Pocilloporidae.